Molecule: messenger RNA, 1962 nt
Organism: Maudiozyma barnettii
Lineage: Eukaryota; Fungi; Ascomycota; Saccharomycetes; Saccharomycetales; Saccharomycetaceae
Gene: YKU80
Product: ATP-dependent DNA helicase YKU80
Exons: 1
Coding region: 1-1962 (653 amino acids)
Biological process (GO): cellular response to X-ray; cellular response to gamma radiation; double-strand break repair via nonhomologous end joining
Cellular component (GO): Ku70:Ku80 complex; nucleus
Molecular function (GO): telomeric repeat DNA binding; damaged DNA binding; double-stranded DNA binding
Source: RefSeq, a predicted model, not a curated record
AUGGCAGAGUGUACUUCUUUUAUUAUCGAUGUCUCUGAACGAAUGAUACAAACAGAUAAAGUGAAACAAUUGCUCCAGUACCUGGAAUAUACAUUGUUGGAGAAAUGUGAAAAGUCAAGAAAAACAGAUUGGGUGGAUUGUUUUUUAACUAAUCAUAUCCACACUGAUAAUUCUAUGCAAUUGGAAAAUAUAUACGAACUACAAAAAAUGGAAGCGCCUUUGUUAGGGAGCCAAUGCCAGGAAAUAUCAAAGAUGCUAUGUUCAUUAAAACCUACAGAUGGUAUCAACACUGAUGAGUUCAAUACCAUUGAACAAUGUCUAUUGUUAUCAACUUUACAAAUCAAAGAAAAGUUCCAUAAAAGGAAGAUGUUACGACAAAUCAUGUGUUUCACAGAUGAUAUGAAAUCCAUCACUUUGGAAGAUAGUGAAAUCGAUGAGAUGUUACAAGAAUAUACUGGUCGUUUUGUAUUGGUUGAUUGUAGAACUACAAAUCAAAUUACCAAGGAUAAUUCUUCAGGUGUUACAGGUCCAGAGAAUAGUUGGUUUCGAUUGAUUUCCAAAUGUGAGGGAUCUACGAUUGUUAAAUUGUCUGAAUUAAUUCAAUUAACAAACACACCAAGACCACCAGUGGUGAAACCUGUCAGAGUCUUUUCAGGACAAUUGAGACUUGGUGCUGAAUUAACUAACAUUGCUAUGGAUAAUAUUUCUGAAAACAUAUCUGAUACCAGUUGUCUUUGUAUUAAUGUAGAAGGUUAUCCUGCUACUAAAUCUAUAUCUGGAUUACACAGAAAAUUAAAGACUAAAAAUGAUGAAAUUGAUAACAAAAAUUUCAAUAAUCAUUAUACUAUACCAAAGAAUGUUAUCGAAUACGAAAUAUACCCUGAGAACAACAAAGAAAAAGAACAGAAAUCGAUCAUUAAAAAGGAGACUGAAGAAGGACAACUCCCUGAGGGUGUACCAAUCUCAAGUAAAUCAGUGGCCAAAGCGUACCGUUAUGGUACAGAUUACGUAGUAUUACCAAAAAUGAUCGCCGAUGAGUUGUAUUAUGAGACAGCACCAGGUAUCGAUAUUCGUGGUUUUAUGGAUCAAAACCAAUUGCCUAGAAGAUAUUUGAAUUCAGAAUCUGUUUUCAUCAUGGCCGAUACAAGGUUAGGAUCCAUUGGAGAUGUUACAAGUUUUUCUGCCCUUGUUGAUACUUUAUUAGAAACUUCCAGAAUUGCAAUUUGUCGAUAUGUACAAAAAUCUGGGGCAGAUGUUCAGAUGUGUGCAUUGAUACCAUUAAACAUUAGUACAACCAAUUUAAAGAAAGUAAGUACUAAUAAUACUUUAGAAGAAAACAAUACACAUGUUAGAACAUUAAUAAUUAGUAGAUUACCAUUCUCUGAAGAUGAAAGAAUUACAAUAUUAAAGGAUAAAUUAAACAAUGAAAAGGUCAAAACAGAAACCAAAGACCAAGAGGAACUAGAACAAAAAAUUGAUAAUUUAAUGUCAAAUUUCGUAGAUUCUAUGAGCAUAGAUACACCUAAUGAUAUACCAUCUGAGCAAUAUUACCAACAUUUUGAAGAGAUUCCAAAAUUUACAAAUUUACCGUUACCUGAGCAAACCAUUCCACUUACACAAGACCCUUUACAAAUGUAUGCCAUUACACCAUUUGCGCAAAGACAAGUAUUAUUAGAUUAUUUCCAUAAAGUCAUCAUUGAGGGACAGAAUAGCUCGGAGUUUACUCCGCCGGUUCUUCCAGAAAAUAUUCUACAAAAGAUAGAUCCGCUUCACAACGGACCGAGCGAAUCUAUGCUCAAUGACAUUGAACAAUUGACAUCAAUAUUAGGUAUUAAGAAAGUUCCAAUCAAAACAGAAGAUAACACACUAUCAAAUGCAACUGAUAGAAAAGAGUUAGAAUAUAAUAUUACAGAAGAAGCCCCACCUCUAGAUGAAUUAUUGGCUCGAGGUAGGCGUGAUUAA